GCUGGUUUAGAUGGACCGCCCAUAGCGAUCGUUUUUGCAAAAGUAGAAAUGCGUCCCCCACCUCAUGAAGCAAUUUUCCCGAGUUUUAUUCCUCCUGAUACAGUUCCGCACCGUAAAUUCGUGCCCCUGCGGCUAUGCCAGCACCAUCCAUUAAACUUGGGUUAGAGAGAGAGAGAAACAAACUGCUUUCUCGAACCAGGAAGGGAAGGAAAAACGUUGAGUUUGAGAGAGAAAGAUAAUGGUUUCCCAACAGAAGCGAGCUCUUGGUUGGAUAGAAUGGCUAAAAGGCUGGCUCAGUCUCUUCUACGAAAUUCUUUUUCAGAGGAUUUGGGCUUGCCAUUUGCAAAACCCAUUGCAUUUACCCCAUCUCCAUCAUCUCACCUGCAUUGUCACUGGUUCAACAAGUGGCAUAGGCCUGGAAAUCGCCAGGCAAUUAGCAGAGUCAGGGGCGCAUUUGAUCAUGGCUUGUAGAAACACAAAAGCUGGUGAGGAACUGAUCCAGAAGUGGCAAGAAGAAUGGACUGGGAUGGGGGUUCCUCUAAAUAUUGAGGUCAUGGAGCUUGAUCUUCAGUCCCUUGAUUCUGUUGUAAGAUUUGCACGCGCAUGGAAUGCACGAUUACUACCAUUGAAUGUUUUGAUCAACAAUGCUGGGAUAUUUUCAAUUGGAGCACCCCAGCGAUUUUCAAAGGAUGGAUAUGAAGAACAUAUGCAAGUGAACCAUCUUGGCCCAGCACUUCUUACUAUUUUGCUCCUUCCGUCUUUGAUCAGAGGGACUCCGAGCCGGAUAGUUAAUGUCAACUCUGUUAUGCAUCAUUUAGGGUUUGUUGACCCAGAUGAUCUCAAUUUGGUUUCUGGUAGGAGAAGGUAUGGCAGUAUGAUUGGAUACACAGGGAGCAAGCUUGCACAGAUCAUGUUCAGCAGCAUUCUCCAGAAAAAGCUACCUUCAGAAGCGGGAAUUAGCAUCAUUUGUGUCUCUCCUGGCAUCGUCCACACGAACAUUGCGAGGACACAGCCUCGGAUAAUUCAAGCUGGUUACCAGCUGAUUCCAUAUUUCCUGUUCAAUGCUCAAGAAGGUGCAAGAAGUGCCAUCUUUGCAGCUACGGAUCCUCAAGUGUCUGAGUAUUGUGGGGUUCUGAAGGCUGACGAUUGGCCAACUUGUGCAUAUCUUUCUUGCGAUUGCCGGCCCACAAAUCCCUCGGAAGAAGCGCACAAUGUGGAGACAUCUCAGAGAGUGUGGGAGAAGACAUUGGAGCUUGUUGGGCUCCCUUCUGAUGUGGUCGAGAAGCUCCUUGAAGGUGAAGACUUUCAGUGCAAAUAUGGCGUUGAUUGAGAUUAGCUCUCAAUUUCUCUAAUGUGACAAUUUUUGUUUUCUACAAAUGAGGAUAGCUCUCAAUAUCACUAAUGUAUUUUUGUUUUUCUACAAAUGAGGAUUUUAGUUGGAGUUAAGUUUAAUCAAAUUGUUUUAUUUUUA
This is a messenger RNA of Amborella trichopoda, 1471 nucleotides long. Its product is annotated as dehydrogenase/reductase SDR family member FEY. NCBI's taxonomy places the organism in Eukaryota, Viridiplantae, Streptophyta, Magnoliopsida, Amborellales, Amborellaceae. The record is from RefSeq and is a predicted model, not a curated record.